AUGAGUGCGGUGCGCCUCAGCACGGGUGAGCUCGCCUCGCCGGCACCCCAGCACUUGCAGGGCGGCAGCGGGGUGCCGCUUGAGCCUCUCAGCCGCACGCCAUUCCAGCCCAGGGCCUUCACGGUUUUGGGUGGCAGUGUGCUGGCCGUGCCUCAACAAGCGUACAUCCCACAGCCCCACCCAAGACGCCUUGCAAUCAAGCGCCCUGCAGGGCACAUGCUGCCCACGGUGGGGCUGGGCGUGUACAAGAGCGCCAGCGGCGGCGAGUGCUACGCCUCAGUGCUGUCGGCGCUGCGCCUUGGCUACCGCCACAUAGACACGGCGCAGAUAUGUGAGCAGGAGGCGGCAGCGGAUGUCGCGGUGGCAGACUCUGGGGUGCCGCGUGGAGAAAUAUUUCUCACCACCAAGAUGUGGCUCAGCAACUGGGGCUAUGACAAGGCGGCCGCGGGGGUCAGGCAGAGCCUGGCGGAGCUGGGCACCCUCUAUGUGGACCUCUUCCUGCUGCACGCCCCCGGCGACCCGGGCCUACGGGCCGAGACGUGGCGGGCGCUGGAGGAUGCACAGAAGGAGGGCUUGAUCCGCUCCAUCGGCGUCUCCAACUUCGGCAUCCCCCACCUCAAGAAGCUGGCGCAGAGCGCGGCGGUGCAGCCGGCGGUGAACCAAAUCGAGGUGCACCCCUGGCUGCAGCGGCGGGAGCUGGUGGCGCAUUGCAAGGCCGAGGGGAUCGUGGUGGAGGCCUACUCCCCGCUGGCAAAGGCCCAGAAGCUGGCGGACCCGGCGGUGGGCGCCAUCGCGCGGCGCCUGGGCGUGUCCCCCGCCCAGGUGCUCAUUCGGUGGAGCCUGCAGAAGGGGCUGGUGCCGCUGCCCAAGUCCAACAACCCAGACCGCCAGCGCAGCAACCUGGAUGUGCUGAGGUUUGAGCUGUCGGCAGCUGACAUGGCCGCGCUUGAGGGGCUGGAGGAGGGGUUGAUCACAGGCUGGGACCCCAUUUCGGAUGCACCCGUGUAG
Molecule: messenger RNA, 1008 nt
Organism: Chlorella variabilis
Lineage: Eukaryota; Viridiplantae; Chlorophyta; Trebouxiophyceae; Chlorellales; Chlorellaceae
Exons: 6
Coding region: 1-1008 (335 amino acids)
Molecular function (GO): oxidoreductase activity
Source: RefSeq, a predicted model, not a curated record